Bactrocera oleae (olive fruit fly) is the source of this 2098-nucleotide messenger RNA. Lineage: Eukaryota; Metazoa; Arthropoda; Insecta; Diptera; Tephritidae. The record is from RefSeq and is a predicted model, not a curated record.
UGGCAGCGCUUUUACAAAUGCUUAGCUGUUUAGUAAGUUGUUAAAAUAAACAAUAAUAUAUUAAAAUUGCUUUAAAAAAUACUUUACAUUUUUAAAUUAUUAAAUUAUAAGCUGCUAAAUAAUUGUUAAAAAUAUGUAUGUACAUAUGUACAUACAUAUGUAUGUAUAUUUUCACUCUUCCCAGAACCAUCUUUUACAACAUUUACCAUCUUAAAGUCAUACAAGAUUUCGAUAUAUUUCAAUAGUCUAUACCUUAAAAGCAUCAUGCUGAAAGUUUAAAAAAAAUUUCCAAUAUUUUAAUAGUUCUGAACUUCUAAAAUGUAGUCGCUCAGUUUAAUCAGCUCUAAUAGUUUCUCUUUUUUUCUUUAUCUAAUAAACAUACCUUUAAAAAUUAAAACAAUUGAUAUAGUAGUUUAUUAAGACGCCCAACACUAAUGUUGGCAGCAGUAGGGUCACACGUGAGUUAAAAGCUAGUAUAAAUAUUGUAGAUAUUGUCUAUACUUUAAUAUAUAUAGAUGCAUGUACAUAUGUACGUAUGUACUUCCAUGCUAGUUACAUAUAUGAAUAAUUCAUAAUUCAGAGAGUAAUAACAGAAGAUUUAUAAAGUCUAAUACAUUUAAUUUAGAAACAUGUAUUUGUAUUUAAUUAUUAUUAUUUUUAACUAUAUGCAAAUGCCUGUAGACCUGAAGUUGAUAUGAUUAUUGAUGAGUGUAAUAUCUCAUGCACAUAUAUGUAUAUACAUAAAUUUAUAUUUAAUUACAAAAUUGUACUUUAUAUCAUAGUUUAUCUAUAAACAGGGUAAUACUUUUAAAGUGUACUUUAAUUAUCUAAUCAGCACAAAACUUCAUUACCUCGUUCGUACUGGAACUUUUUCAAUAUUAUACUAGCAAUAGCGCUCAGAGCCGUAAGCAUUUUUAACGCAUAGACAACAAAAUAUAUUGUAAAAUAAUAAUAAAUAUGUCUUUAUAAUAAGAUGUCUGAAAAGUCACUAGAUAUACGUCCACUAACACCAGCACUACAGCAGAAGGCGUUAAAUGAGUUGAAUGAGAAGCCCGAACAUCUAGCCGCGGAUAUCACAGCGCUCCGUGCUUGGUUGCGCAAGCAGCCACAUUUGAAGACGCGACAAAGUGAUCAAUUUAUUUUAAACUUUCUGCGUGGCUGCAAAUUUAGUUUGGAGAAGGCCAAACGCAAACUGGAUCAGUACUAUACUCUACGUUCAAUGUUGCCAGAAUUGAAUCAACACAAUUUCGUCGAUGAUCAACGUUUGCGUGCAAUCAUACGUUUGGGCGUCACGCUUUAUUUACCGCUGCCGUUAAUGGAAGACGGUCCAUGCAUAAUGCUAAUGCGUCCCGGCAAAUGCAAUCCGCACGAAUUCAAUCUAACAGAUUUAUUGCGUGUAAGCUUCCUGUUACAAGAUAUUAGUCUUAUCAGUAAUGACAAUAUGAUUAUUGCUGGUUUUAUGCAAAUCGGCGAUUUUGAGGAUUUCAGCAUGGCGCAUUUAUUACAGUUGAGUCCAUCAUUAAUUAAACGCUUCGGUUUCUACGUCGAGGAGGGUAUGCCGAUGCGUAUUAAAAAUUCACAUUUCUUUAAUACGGGCGUAAUAUUUGAGAAGAUGUUUGCUACAGUCAAGUUAGUGCUGCCAGCAAAGAUGGUCGAAAGGGUUCAAGUGCACAGCACAUUCGAGUCCCUUUGCGAAGCUGUGCCCAUAAAGUAUCUUCCAAAGGAUUACGGUGGUGAAAAUGGUUGCAUUGAGGAAGUUUCUGCAAGAACUGAGCAGUUGAUUUUGGAUUAUCGUGAAUAUUUGCUGGAUGAACAAAAUUAUGGCGUCGACGAAAAGUUGCGCAUAGACGAUGUCUCUAAUGUGGGAACGUCAUUCGGUAUUGAUGGCUCGUUUAGAAAGCUAAAUGUGGAUUGAACAAAAUAUGAAAUAUAAUAAUUUUCGAAUUAGUAUUAAUAUUAUUUUAAACUUAAUGUUUUUUAAUUAGAAAUAAAGUCAAGACAACUUUAGCAAAAAUUAACAUAUUAAGCAUAAAGUGAGUCCAGUCACAAGCAUCGCCCAUAUUACCUAACCUAAUCUAUUAAAGCAGAUAACCGGGAA